CAACCCUGUCUCACUGUCGAUCUGCUGCCAUUACAAUUCCCAUUUACUGUUACCAUGAAGUUUCUUUCCGUUGCUCUCCUUACCCUCUUUGGAUCUUCCCAAGCCAAGACGAUCAGCAAGCGUCGUGUUCUGGAUCAGAAGAAGCUGCUGCGAGCUGCUGUUCCCGUGAACCGACAGGGCGAGCGACGCGUUGAAGAGCAACAGCAGGGACAGCAGCAGAACAACGGAGGAGUGGAAAUUUCGGCGUAUCAUUCGAUUCAAUUCAACGAAUGCUUGAGUCUGAGCGCGCAGCCUGAAGAUGAGACCAUUUUUGGUGACGACUACAUUGCUUACACCAAAUCGGGACAAAUCGUUCCCCAGAAGUCAUACGUGCUCUUUAACGUUUGCGAGACAGAAUCUUCCUGUCGAUACGUUUCGGACGAGAACUUGUACAUGGUGGACUUGGCCACUUACAUGGGUGCCAUGGUGGAAUAUUUCCCGAACAAGCUUGAGAAAUACUGCCAGGCCUGCAAUGAUGCUCAGGACUAUUGCGUCAGAAGUGCCGAAGAUCAGAACAAUGGUGACAAUCAAGCGAACAACGCUGAUCAGAACCAGGAGGAACAGCAAGACGGACAGGCUGAUAAUCAGGGAGGGGGACGUCGUCUUCAGGGCUUUAACGAAACCAUCGACUGCGAUACAUGUUCCUCAAAGGGAUGUUUUGAGGAUCAGGAUCAGGAUAACGAUGGUCAAAAUGAUAUACAAGAAAUUGUAGACUGGGCCACUAACAUGAUGGCAUGUCAGGCCACUACCUCAUACUGGAACACCAACGUUCUCCUUUACUCCGGCUUUAUUUGUAACGAAGCCGGAAACGGUGUUGAAGUUGGUGUUUUUAUGGACGCGGAUUGCUCGAUCUAUACUUCGCUGAAAUCGUACAAGACCUUGGUUGCUGGUACGGAAGAUCAGACCUACCUAAGUAACAGUCAAACGAUCGUCACUUACCCGUUCCUCAACGACAUUGAGUGUGUCGACUACACCUACAUCAACCCCUACAACCAAAACGGUAACAAGAAUAACCAGAACCAAAACCAGCAGCAGGAAGUCAGCAAAAUUUGCCAAGAGCUCGUCAAUGGCGAUGCUUUGAUGAACAUUGCAGACUGCAACUCUGACGGACAAGACGACAACGCAGCCGAAGCUCAAGCCGACGAGGAACAAGAGGAAAACUACUCCUGGUUCACCUACCUUAUUUCCCAGCAGGACAUGAACAACAACCAGAACGUCUGUUAUAUCGUUCAGGCCUUGGAAGGCGAGUACUCUUCGGCACGCACUUACAAUGGAAACGAAAAGACCGGUUCUGGUCAAUCUUAUGAUUACAGUAAGAGCACCAGAGGCCCUGUUGGAGCGGGAGGUGUUGUCGGAAUUGGUCUUCUUGUAUUGAUUGUGGUAGGAGCAGCCGUGUUCUUUGUAAAGUCCUCUGCAAUCAAGGACUCGAAGAAGCAACCCCUCGUGAACAGGGCAAAUGGGGCGAUGGCCUAACUGUAAAUCCGUUUCUCCAUCUUCAUUAUAAAUGUUCCAGCCUUAUAAUGAUAUCGCUUCAUU
Messenger RNA from Phaeodactylum tricornutum CCAP 1055/1, 1575 nucleotides. RefSeq lists its product with no specific name. The coding region runs from base 55 to 1512 and encodes 485 amino acids. NCBI's taxonomy places the organism in Eukaryota, Bacillariophyta, Bacillariophyceae, Surirellales, Neidiaceae. The record is from RefSeq and is a predicted model, not a curated record. The transcript is spliced from 2 exons.